AUGGAGAGCGCAGACCCGAUCACGAAGGCAAAACUGUUCGCCUCGCAUGAAGCCGGUGAGUGGAUACCGAUCGGGCUUGGUGUUGUUUCCAUCGUGAAAGAGCCGCUUCCGACAAGCUCCGUGGAUGGUUCCAUCGACGGUGGCUGCGACCCGGAGGUUUCCAUAAGAGGAGGCGGAAAGCGAGGGAAGGCGACGGACGAAGAGGCAAGCACAAAGCUCGCGGCGCGGCUGCAGAUGUUCUCCACUGACAACCCAAGCGACCUCCUCCUCUCCAGCUGCGUCAGUCUGGACGAUAUCUACACCAUCCAGGACGAGACCAUUCUUGUGUGGUAUGACGAGUCGGUCAGCAACGACCUCGCGUGCAGCUUCGAUAACAAGGAGGGCUGUGACCUCAUCUAUCGCCAGAUCAAGUCGUAUCAGCAGUCGGAGAGGCUGCGGCGCGUGCAGGAUGAACGCGUGCCAGCGCUUGCGGACAGGUUUCUCGUGCACCCACACAACCUUGCCGGCAUCCUGGACGCGGCACAGUCGCAGAACAAGCGCUUUGGCCUCUACGUCCGCGAGGACCCGCAAUACUUCACGAAGCUGGCUCAACUCUUCCACAUCAGUAGAGAGAAGGAGGAGACCACCUCUAUGGAGCUCAUUGCUCAUAUUGUCCUGGCGCUCUUUCAGUCCCCGUACAACACAGAGGGAAAGAUCGUCGCUCAGCUCGUAGAGAACGAGCGCAUCGACGACUGCAUCGACAUUGUGCAGUACGGCCUUGGCCGCCGCGACAAGGAGAGCGGCUUUGUGAGCUUCGAGGAGCGGCGCGCCACCUUUCACGACCCGUGUCACCUGCCAGAGUCGAUGCUGCCUCGCAUCCACGUCUUGUACUCAUGUGGGUACUUGAGGGACUUAAUACCCCUAAGCCUCGAGCCAGCCGAUGCGGCCUCCUACUCCCUCCUCAGCACCUUUACGCUGCGCUUCACCAUGACUCUAAUGACCGACAUUGUCGCGUCGCCCACUAUCCUCCCAAAUGCCUUCCGCGCGGCUGUGGAUGCUGUGCGCCUCGAUUCCCCCGCCAUGGACCCCGCCUCUAUCCAUCCCGGCAAGGUGGCGCACCUGUUUGAGUUGGCGGCCUUCAUCGGAGACGUCGCCAAGACAGUCAAGAACGCGAUGAUCGGCAUUGACACGCGGACAGAGAUCUUCUCCUCGCUCGUGCGCGUCGGGGUCCUGCCGUUUCUGACGACGGUGUUGGAAUGUGCACUGCGGUACUACGAAGGCGCAUUGGCGUACCCCCCGGCGCAGCAGUGGGCGGUGAGGCCCCCCCGCGCGGUGCAGCUCGUGUGCGACACCCUCUACAGCUGUGCCGCGCACUUUCCAGAGUGCAUAGAGGAUUUAGUGGCCGAGGCAAACGCCGCUCCAGGCCGGUGCCUGUUACAGCUGCUGCUGCGCACCAUCACGGUGGUCCGCUCGAGUGCGGAGGCGCAGUCCGUCGUUGAUGUCGUGCAGUGCUGCGGCGUUGGCGUUCCCCUGACGCUCGCUAUGUUCGGCGACAAUACACAGCUGGAGGCGCGCCGGCACGAGGUGAUGCGCUUCUGGAUCGAAGGCAACGUGGUGGACCGCCCGCCGCUCUUCUACCUCGCUGUGCACCUCGCACAGCUGCUGGAACAAGCAGCAGGAGCGACGGUGGCAGCGUUACCACUGACGGGUGGCACCAACGGUGUCAGACUCCCGUUCACGGCCGGUGCCCUUCAGCUGUCGUUGGUGCAAGAGCGGCAAGUUGUGUACGGCCUGCGCGUUAUCGCGGUCAUCAUCUCCAAGGCUGACUCGUCGCGGUGCAACAGCCUGCUCGAGCUGCUCACGUUGUCGAAGCUGAUGCCGGCACUGGCCACAACGCUUGUGUCACCACAACGGCGGAUGGCAAACUUGCAAUCCUCUGUUACCUCUUUUCUGGUCACCGUGCUAAACCGUCGCGAUGCGCGGCUCGUGACUCUCGCCACCGGUGAUCUCACACCGAGUCUGCUGCACACGGCGCUCUUGCUAUAUCUACAGUGCGGCCACCGCGACAAUCUGCUUAGCUCAUCACUGGCGCACCUGAUCGCCGCUGUCUGCGAGGGAGUUCACCGUGAGAAGCUUCAAGGCACCUUUUCCAUGAACAGCGGUGGUUCCUUUGGGCCGAGCCCGUUUGUCACCAUACUCCGUGGCGACGACUCCAUCAGCAAGACAGAGCAGACGUUCCCGGCAUCAGUGCCGCCGGCGCGGCCGUUCGAGGCGGUCGCCUCCGGUAUACUCUCGCAGUUCGGUGAGCAUCUGGCGAAAAAAGUGCCAGUGUUGUACGAACGGCUGCAGAAGGCACUGGAGGAAACCCCAGAGCAGGCGCAGCUGGCCGAAGCGGAGAGCUCUAGCCUCACCAGCUCGGUGGAGCGCUCCGGCAUAUCGGGCUUCGCCGACUUCGACGCCGCCGCCAUUGACUUUGGCCUCGAGUCACCGCUUGGCACGCCAAUUGUGGACGGCGGCUCUGAGGCACGUCUGCGAGGCCUGAUUCACACCACUUCCACGACCAGCGACGAAGACAACGAGGCCGAAGACGAUCCGCUUGCGUCCCUCAGCAGUAUUGACGACGACUCCGACAACGAGGAGAAGGAAACAUCAGUGCCCCCGCCGGCACAGACGUCGGCAUACUUGCCGAGCGCAGCCGACUUCUCGCCUGGCGCGACUGCCGCAUCAAGUGCGGCUGAACAGCGCAGCGGCGACACGACCUGUGUCCCAUCCUCUGCUGUUCCGACUUCUCUCGCAUCGUUUGCGGUGACCACCUUGGACUGUGCUGAUCCGCCUAGUGGUCGGAACUCGCUGCUGGAGGACGAAGAGAGCCGUCUGCCGCGGCGAGCGAGCCUCAAGCGCGGCCGCUCAGACUGCGACAAGCUGAACGACAACGAGGAAGAGGAGUCUGAGGCAAGGCGGGUUCAUGUGGAGGAGUCUGCAGCGUGA
Messenger RNA from Leishmania braziliensis MHOM/BR/75/M2904, 2967 nucleotides. RefSeq lists its product as hypothetical. The transcript has a single exon. Gene Ontology annotation, cellular component: nucleoplasm; protein phosphatase 4 complex. Gene Ontology annotation, biological process: protein dephosphorylation. Bases 1 to 2967 code for a protein of 988 amino acids. NCBI's taxonomy places the organism in Eukaryota, Euglenozoa, Kinetoplastea, Trypanosomatida, Trypanosomatidae. Gene Ontology annotation, molecular function: protein phosphatase activator activity. The record is from RefSeq and is a predicted model, not a curated record.